Molecule: messenger RNA, 2249 nt
Organism: Pseudoliparis swirei
Lineage: Eukaryota; Metazoa; Chordata; Actinopteri; Perciformes; Liparidae
Gene: fam3c
Product: FAM3 metabolism regulating signaling molecule C
Exons: 10
Coding region: 494-1177 (227 amino acids)
Source: RefSeq, a predicted model, not a curated record
UGUAAAUGUGUGCUCGAAAAAGAACCAACAAAAGCUCCAGGUCUGCUUGCUUGUUCGUCUUUGGUUUCUUCGACAGAGUGGAGCAUCUUACCAUUCAGCAUCUUCGCUCUCACCGUCUUUUAUCUCAGAGAUCGCCUGGGAGGACUCGUGAAUCACUCCGAGGUUGCUGGUUAUUGCGACCUAUCAGAAGCGGCAUAUCUCAAGCCAGGUGUGCGCAUUCUUCAAAUACUAUGAACGCGUACUUUCUAAUUAUCACCGCUUUUACCGGAGCUAUGUGUUCACUCUCUCGUUAGCAGACGGGAGGCACAGACGAGGAAGUUACACCGCAGAAGAGCCAACGUGACGUCUGCUUGGACGUUAUAUGUUACAACUUGAAGCCGACGCCAGGUAGGCGCGUCCUCACCACCCCACCUGUCUAUAGGGUUUAACAAAAAAUAAUAUUAAAAUAGAUAGAUAUAUAUAUUUUUUUUUGCACAAGUGGCUGGAGGAUAAGAUGGCCAGGGCUGGAAGUGUAUUGAAGUUGGCGGUGGUCAUCUUUGUCUUCCUCCUAGUUAUGUUCAUGACUUUUCAACUGCUGGAGAUAAACAUGGAUUUCACGUUUCGCAAUGUGCUUUCAAGAUCUAUGCCAUCGAAUGAAGUCUCCCCAAAGCCAGUGAGGUACAAGUGUGGGCUGUCCAAGUCCUGUCCACCCGGACACUUCGCCUUCAGGAUGGCGAGUGGAGCGGCCAACGUGGUGGGACCCAGAAUCUGCCUGGAGGACAAAUUAGUCAUGAGCGCUGUGAAGAACAACGUGGGGAGAGGAGUCAACAUCGCCCUGGUUAAUGGGAGAACAGGGGAUGUUAUCAAGACGGAUUUCUUUGAUUUGUGGGCAGGAGAUGUGGCUCCCUUCAUUCAAUUCCUGAAGGGAAUUGCAGAAGGGACGGUCGUGAUGAUGGCCUCGUUCGACGAUCUGUCCACAAAACUCAACGAUGAAGCCAAGAAGCUAAUUGCUGAUCUGGGCAGCUCGGUUAUCAGCAACAUGGGCUUCCGGGACAACUGGAUCUUUGUGGGAGGGAAAGGCAUCAAGACCAAGAGUCCAUUUGAGCUGCACAUAAAGAACAGCGCAGACACCAACAAAUUUGACGGCUGGCCCGACGUGCUGGAGAUGGAGGGCUGCGUGCCCCAGAGGCAGGACUGACCUGAGAUCUGCCGGCCGACCCGUCCUGCAGACAUUCCUUUCCCCGCGAGUCUUCUGAGCGGUUACACUUCUUUGGGCGCAGGUCGGUUUUUUAGGGCUGCCACCCACACGGGCUCGUUAUUCACAUUUGCCUUUUUAGACUAAAGACUUUGAAGAAGACGCGACAAGGAAAGAGGAGCUACUGUGAAGUCAGUCUACUGAAUCGUAGAAGGAAGUAAUAGGUAGAGUGCACUGAUUUAUAAUGGACUUCCAUUUGGUUCUUGGUAUACUAUCACACUUUCUAUCUGUAACGCCCUGGCUCUAAUAGUGUGGCGUAAUUGCACUUUUGCUGAUAAAAAAUGGACAUCGUAGCCCAGAUUUUUGGGGGCGCUGAGUUUCCAUUCCAUGUUCCUUGCCUUAAUCUCAUUAUCUUACUCCUGGUUUUAAGCAAACGGGACUUUUCCUUUUCUUCCUUUCAGAGACAGCUAUUUUUCUAAGAAUAUUAUGACUAUUAACAGGUUUUGAGGAUGCUUCUUGUCAUUAUAUUGUAACCAAAUGUACCAAAUUCACGUGGAAAUGUGUUAAUAUUUGUUUCGAGAAGAAUCUCAAAGAUCUUAAUAUAAUGAGCAUUGUAACAAUAAUAUAAUUUCUUAAAUUAAAUGAUAUUGUAGCGGCUAUGUAGUGUUGGUUAUGUGUAUGUAUGCAGUGCAGUACACGGUAUACUCUGAACAUUAGCUGUGGAUCAACUCCACGUCAUCAGGAUAUACUAAAUGUUAAUCUCACAGACAAUUUGAAAGAAAUUAGAGGUUGUUAACCAGCUCACACUGUUGUAGGUCAGGUGGUUACCUGAGAGCGAAUAACUAAUGCAUACAAUUGUCUUAUGACGAUGCUUCACCACGUGCCUUCCUGUUUUAGUUUCAUCUUCGUUUCCAAGAAUGUCCUUCAACAGCAGUAAUUUAAUUUUUUCUCAAACAAUUGUGUAUUUAAAACAAAGUUGUUGACUCCACUCGCAUUAAUGUUGCAUGUAUUUGAUCAGAAUGGAGUAAUAGAGUAUGUUAAUGAACAUCGGUAUGAAAUACAAGAUGUAAACAUG